Molecule: messenger RNA, 3935 nt
Organism: Ruditapes philippinarum (Manila clam)
Lineage: Eukaryota; Metazoa; Mollusca; Bivalvia; Venerida; Veneridae
Product: phosphatidylserine lipase ABHD16A-like
Exons: 19
Coding region: 71-1651 (526 amino acids)
Biological process (GO): phosphatidylserine catabolic process; monoacylglycerol catabolic process
Cellular component (GO): endomembrane system
Molecular function (GO): monoacylglycerol lipase activity; glycerophospholipase activity
Source: RefSeq, a predicted model, not a curated record
GAAGAAGACCGGAUACCGUCAAUUAGCAAGCUUGAAAUUGAUUUUUUUUUAUUGAAAAACCGAAACAAACAUGAAUAUUAUACGAGGAAUAAAUACUGUACAAGGACCAAAAUUAUUCAGAAUUUUUCAGAAUGGAUCAACAGCAGGCAGGAAUUAUGAACCUUCUUUGGUGGAAUCAGGUGCUGACAAAGUUAUUGGAACAAUACGAUUUUGUUGGUCACUGUCAUACUGGACUUCACCUUUAUUGUUAGGAAUUCUUUACAGAAGAGGACAUUUUACAGCAGAAGGUAUUGUAAACCUGGGAAAGUUUGUCAUGUAUGUUGGAACUUUGUACUACACAGCAGUGUUAGUUAGAGGUUUUGGAAGAUUUAUGAACCCUGACUAUAUGACAUUUAUAACAGUCCUGACAGAUGCUCAGAAGGUUUUUAAUGAACAAAACAGGAGAUUAUUAUCUGGCUUUGAUUAUCAGUACUGGGCAAGCCCUGUUGCUUGGCGAUGGACAAAUGUGAAUAUAGGAGAGGUGAAGAAAAUGAAGAUUCAAGCAAAAAGUAACAGAGAUCCACCUAGAUCACUCCUAUCUAUACCAUCAGAUAUACUUAGUUAUAUUUGUGCAAACACAUUUGGAAGGAGAAUGGUUUACCCUGGGGCUACAGCAUUAAUAAAUACUCUUGUUGAGGGACCAUUAUGUCAGGGAAGAGCAAAACUUAUUGAAGAGAAACAUGGUAUUAGAGCUAAAUUAUUAACAGAGGAUAACAAUGAAAUAGACACAAUGUUUGUAGAUAGAAGGGCUGAUAAAACAAGACAUGGCAAUACACUGGUUGUAACAUGUGAAGGAAAUGCAGGUUUCUAUGAGAUAGGUGCCAUGGCAACACCACUUGACCUGGAAUACUCUGUCAUUGGUUGGAAUCAUCCUGGGUUUGCUGGGAGCUCUGGUGUGCCAUUCCCUGAUCAGGAGCAAUCUGCAAUUGAUGCUGUGAUGCAAUAUUCAAUACAUGAACUGGGUUUUACUCCAGAUAACAUUAUACUGUAUGCAUGGUCUAUAGGUGGCUAUACUGCAACUUGGGCGGCAAUGAAUUACCCAGAUGUUAAGUUUACUAUUCUUGAUGCUACAUUUGAUGAUAUUAUGCCUUUGGCUUAUGCAAAGAUGCCAGAAUUUGCAAGGGGCCUUGUUGAGAAAACUGUGAACCGAUAUUUGAACCUCAAUAUUGCAGACCAACUUCUAGAGUAUCCAGGUCCUGUAUUGUUAAUAAGGAGAAGCAGGGAUGAGAUGUUGACUACACUAGACCCUACAGCAAUCCAUACAAAUAGGGGAAACUUUCUUCUUUUAAAGUUGUUAUCACACAGGUAUCCGAAGAUUGUUGACAAUACAACUAUUCCAAUACUUGAAGAUUAUUUGAGUAAAGAGAAAGCAGGUCAAGAAGUACUGAUGGCAGCUAUGGAAGUAGACAGAGAGUGGUGUACUGUAGCAAUGAGGUCAUAUAUGGAGGAGGCCGAGAACACAAAGUUUCCAUUAGAUAUAGGGACAGAUUAUACUGAACAACAGAAAACUCACAUGACAUUAUUUUUGGCGUCAAAACACAUGGAAGAUUUCAAUUCGACACACUGUACUCCGUUACCUACACAAUUCUUCAAGCAGCCAUGGACACCUUGAUAAAUGACUGUUAACAUAGGCCUUUAACAUUUUAUUACAUUUUUUUUUUGUGCUCACUUUUUUUUAGUAUUUGUUGUGUGUUUUUUUGUAUUAAGUAAUAAAAGUUUACAUAUAAAUGCUGUGAAAUGUAAUAAUGUUUAAGAUAUUCCAUGGUUGAAGCAAAGCAGUCAAUAUUAUGCUGGAAUCAUUCCACACUGCAUGUUUGCAUUGUUCUAAAUGCUGUCUUUAUUAAGAUUGCACAAACAUUUUUACAAAGUUAACAUAUAAGUUAUUAUAUUUAUUACCUAUCUUUUACCAUUUAAUGGGUAUAAAGCUGUAUGUAAUGAAAUAUUUUUUAUCAAAUCUAAAAACAAUAAAAUUAUGUUGUCUCCAUAAUCUUUUGGUUGAUUAUCGAAUCAGUUGAAUAGUUCUGUAAAUUAACACACAUAAACUGUUUAUUAACACUCAUGAAAACUGCGUAAACAAGAUAAAAUGUUAUUGAACAAAAUAUUAUUUUGCUAUUUAAGGUUGGUUCUUAACCGUUAAGCAAUAAUUUCCUACUUGCAUUAUUUGCCCAAUAGGAAAUGUACAAACAUGUUUCUUUCAUACCGGCAUUUUGAAGUGUUUUUUUUCUCAACUUUUAUACAAAAAAGUUUGUAAAAUUCUGUGCAACAGCUUUAUUUACUUUAAAAUGUAAGGAUGGUAAUCAUGUAACUCUUGUGAUGGUGAAAGUUAUUACCAGGUUUACAUACAUGACUCCUUUGUAUAAGUGUUCUUAUUUUGGGCUGAAGUGACAAAACUCAAACUUAAAUUUGCUGAUAGCCCUGAAGUUUGGCAUAUUUAGUGAACAGAUUAUAAUUAUUUAUUAUUUAUUAUUAUAAUAUCAUUGUUUAUAGCUGUAUUUAUAAGGGAACAUCACUAUUUUCACCAGAGCACAACAUGCUUUAAGGAGAGCUAUUGUGACUGGACUGUGUCCAUUGUCUGUUGUAUGUCUGCAACUAUUGCAUGUGGCCAAUGUUGUAAAACUGGGCAGCAAUUUUAGACAAAUGGGAAUAAGCAGCUAGGGACUUCAUCAGCAGCCAUUGUCUUUUCUUAUAAAUCAGUGACUUUCAUAGACAUCACUUUUGAUAGUAACUUUUGACUUCUUUAGCAACCAGAAACUACUACAGCAACAGGUUUUCUAUUUACAUGUUUUAUUAGCAAGUGAAUUCCAUAGCAACUACAUAUUUACUUUCAAUGGCAACCAGUGACUUCCAUAGCUACUAGUGACUUUUCAAAGCAACUAGUGACUUCUAUAGCAAGCAUUGACUUUACAAUGCCAUGUUUUCUGUUCAAUGCAAUUUUAUUUAAAACAUAUUUAUUUGUGCUUAAUUGUGAAGACGACUUGUAGGUUAUUUGAACCUACCUCCAGCCCUAUUCAGUACAUGUGUACCGAUUUAAAAUUAGAAAACAUUGUUGUGACCAUAUCAUGGCUUAAAUCUGCGAUCCCUGAGCAAAGAGGCAGAGAAUUAAACACUCCGUCAAGGUUUCCCUUUGUGUUAAAUGGUGUUGUGCUCUUGUUUUUUUUAUGCUCUCCGAAAAAAAUCGAGGGGAGCAUAUUACAGUCGCCGGGUUGUCCGUCUGUCCAUCCCAAAUUCGUGUUUUGCCCAUAACUUCGUUAUUUGAAGUCAGAUUUUACAACUAAAUCACAAAAAUAAUUGCCAUAUUGAGACGACGUGUCACACGCAACAUAUGGGUGGCUACCUUGUAGGUCAAGGUCACAGCAUGACCUUGCAGCAAAAUCGUGUCCAGCCCAUAACUUCGUUAUUUGAAGUUUUUUAUACUUAAAACUUUGUCCAGGACAUAACUCUUAAAUUGUAAGCGAUACCAACAUGAACCUUUGUUGAUAGAUAGAACUCAUUGUGUAGAAGUGCAGCACAAUAAACUGUAACACUGCCUUCCCUAAUUAUGGAGUAAUUGUUCUUUGUUCAAUUUUAUACACCGAACUUUGUCCGGGACAUAACUAUGAAACUAUUAUAGAUAUCAAUAUGAAACAUUGUAGGUAGAUAAAUCUCAUUGAGUAAAAGUGCAGUGCAAAGGAACCGUAACUCUGCCUACUUAUAGAGUAAUGUCCCUUUGUUCAUUUUUAUACUUUUGAACAUUGUGCUAGACAUAACUUUGAAACUAUAUUAGAUAUAAACAUGAAACUUUGAAGGUAGAUAGAUCUUAUUAAAUAAAAGUUCAAUGAAAAAGAACCGUACAUCUGCCUUGCCUUAUUUUGAAGUUAUGGCCCUAUGUUCAUUUUUACACUUAGAACAUUGUCCGG